CCUUUUUUUUUUCCAAUGCAGUGGACAGGUGCAUAAGAGAAAAUUCAAAUUAGACUAUUAAUGGUAUAUGUACCCACACCAAAAUAACUUUAUCAAUCCUACAUUACAUAUGCAUAUGAUGAACCUUCAAGCUUCAAUUGAUUCAUAUUACAUGGAUACAAGAAUUGGUGGUUAAAGUAAUUGGAUCCACUGUCACUUUCAAUUAAUACUUAGGGCCAUAUGAUUGAGGAUAUGGAAUGAUUAAGGUAUAGUACUAGCUAAUUGAAACCAAGUAUAUAAAUCUAUUUUAGCAGCUAAAAGUGAACUAAAAAGUUAAAAAACAAUAGUAAUGGUUAUGAUUAAAACUAUGAUUAAUAGAAAUCUUUGUAGAAAGAGAGUGCUACACUGCCAAAGAUGCUCACACUCUCACUGCAGUUUCCUGAAACUUUCCAGAGCGCAUGGAAUAGCAUGAGCAACCAAAAGGAGGUCAGAGCUUUCCCCCACUUAAAUAAAAAAAAUGUACAAAAAUACAUAUAAUAUUAUAUAUUGUAAUAAUAAUAACAAAUUGAAAUUAUUAAUUCAGAUUAAAAUAUUGCUUCUGAAAUCUCAUGCUCCCCAUCUGCAAAAAUAUACUCUUACAGCCCCACCAAACUGACCUAAAAGCCUUAUCUUUUCCAAAACCCCAUUAGUACUGCUGCAUCUCUUUUCAACAGUUGAAACUAUAUAUAUAUAUAUAUAUAUAUAUAUAUAUUUUAAUAAGUUCCUCUUUUUUCUCAUACAUUACAUGUUCAAGUACUACUACUACAAGUAUUUGUGUUGCAUAACAAGUUAGACCAUCUAUUCUCUUCCUUUAUAUUUAUAUACAUAUAUAUAUAAGCAUAUCUUCCAACAAACAAUAUACAAAGAAUCAAGAUUUGAUCUUCCAUGGCAGGCUUGGCAGCUCAAGUUUUCAUGAAAUGAAUUAAAGAUAGUGGUUAGAUCAGCUGGUACCAGAUUGUACAGAAGCUGAUAAAAAGCUGAGGUUAUUCGCUCCAAGUUUUUGUUUUGUUAUCUGCAUACAAAGGAACUGAACCCCAAAAUUCUUCUGGUCUGUUUGGCUCUGCGCCGCCGGAUUUAUAAUUCCGGUGGGUGUUAACCGGAGAUUAAUUUGGCCGGUACAUAUCGGUAUGUCUUACACUCUUAAUACUCUAUUUGGUGCAAUAUUAAUAAAACUUCUUGAUGGCUUGCAUGAUGAAUUCGUUUACUUUGAAACUUCUCCUCUUUCUGUCACAAAUUUGACAUGGGCUUAAAGAUAGUAGAUUUAUAUAUACAUACAUGCAUAUAUAUGUGUGUGUCUGUGUGUGUGUCAUUUUUUCUUGAUUUGAUUCAUAUUCCUGUCAGGUAGUGAAGUAUCAUUUUAUCUUGCUUGGAGACCUAGUAUUGUUCAUAUUUAAAGUUCAAUCAAUCAAUGGAUAGUUUGGGUUGGGAGGGCUCACCUUUAAUGACCAACACAUCAUCCUUAUGGAGCAAUCAGCUGCAACAUGAAAUUGAAGAAAGCUUCAUAGUGUCCAACUCAAAUUGCUAUAGCAAGAUGGUCCUGCCAGAAGAGCAUCUCUUUCAACCAGUACUCCCAGAGCUCCAAAAACCCGAGCCAUCUCAAGUUAAUCCGAAUUCUCUAAGCGUAAGCCAAAUGGUUCAGCAGCUGGCACCAGGACUGGCUUCCACAAAUGUUGUUUCAAACUUGAAAUUGUUGCGGUGCCACGAAGCUACAGGAGUAGCUACCAAUACAUUUCCUGCAAAAUCAGUAGCCGGCACGAGUUGGGGACAAGCUCUAACUACUUCUGCUGAGAUCAGGCCUCACACCAUGAAUCCACUGACUAGUCUGAUGGCUGAUUUUGGCAUGCCGGGACAGUCGAGAAUUGGGGUUUCGAGGACUACAUGCUCCAUGGAUUCCCUUGAUUGCUUAUUGUCAGCAACCAACAGCAACACAGACACAGUAGCUGAAGAUGAUGGGAUUUCUAUGAUGUUGUCUGAUUGCAAGAACUUGUGGAGCUUUGGUUCAGUUGAUGGUGUUUCAUCAGGAGAGUCCAUAAGCAAUGGCUCUAAAGACAAUGAAACAGUCUCUCAAUCUUCUUCUGAUCAUCAAUAUAUCCGUCAGGACCAAUCCACGGCCCCUAAGUCGUCUAAUGCUAUCAAGCGAAGCAAUGAUGAAAUUCAACUCAAAACUGGUGGAAACUAUGGUUACUUUGAUCUUCUUCAAUCAGAUUCCUCAGCUACAGAAGGUGGGUUCAAGCUCAUUUCAGAGAAUAUCCCACCAAAAUCAAAAAAACCCAAGUGGGAGAAGUGUCCGAAUUCAUCAAACAUCAAUUUUCAACAGGCGAGUUCGUCGGUGUCUUCAGCUGAGGAGCCUGAUUCAGAGGCCAUAGCACACAUGAAGGAGAUGAUUUAUCGAGCCGCGGUGUUUAGGCCUGUGAAUUUUGGUGUGGAGGUGAUGGAGAAGCCCAAGAGGAAGAAUGUUAAGAUAUCAACUGACCCACAAACUGUGGCUGCAAGACAAAGGAGGGAGAAGAUAAGUGAGAGGAUUAGAGUUUUGCAGAGGCUGGUCCCUGGUGGGAGCAAGAUGGACACAGCAUCAAUGCUUGAUGAGGCUGCAAAUUAUCUCAAGUUCCUCAGGUCACAAGUCAAGGCACUAGAAACCCUAGGCCACAAACUUGAUUUAGUGAACUGUCCCACUCCAAACCUUCCCUUCUCUUCACUACCAUUCAACCACUCAUUUCCCAUGCAAAUAACCCAAUUUCCACCUCAAAACCCUAAUCCAAUCCAACACCCUAAGAGUUGAAGAUUUUCUUUUUUCUUUUUAACCAAAAUAGAAAAAAAAAAAAAAAAAUUAAUAUUUGAUCAUCUCCUUUAAACCCACAAAGAAACCCUAACCCUUGAUCCAUAAUCAUACUCAUCAUCAUUUCAUCAUCAAGGAUCAACAUCCAAAUCCCAUUUUAUUGCCUAAAAAUCCCCAACCCAUAUCAUAAUCUCCAUCAUUACAACUUCUUGUGAUCAAGUAAUUGAUAACUUCUCUUAAUUAUGAUCAUAAUGAUGACACCCACCAUCAAGAACACUGCCAUGUAUCCACUACUGUUUUUGCUGCCUCCACCCUAUAUAAUUGUCUACUGACUUUAUGAGAGAACAUUGUAUAAAGUGGGAGUAGCAAAAAGAAAAGGGUGAGAAUAGUCAUCCUUUACAAAACCUUUUUCAUAGGAAAAAGCCCUAGUAAUUAUAACACCUAUGAUUAAGAUGAAGGGCUAGAAAGUCAUUAUCACUUUUAUCUUGCUUACGAGUUGUUUAAUGCCAUUGAUCUGUGUACUUAAAGCUGAUCACAUUUCUUGAA
This is a messenger RNA of Cornus florida, 3340 nucleotides long. Its product is annotated as transcription factor bHLH87. The record is from RefSeq and is a predicted model, not a curated record. The transcript is spliced from 2 exons. Gene Ontology annotation, biological process: regulation of DNA-templated transcription. Gene Ontology annotation, molecular function: protein dimerization activity; DNA-binding transcription factor activity. NCBI's taxonomy places the organism in Eukaryota, Viridiplantae, Streptophyta, Magnoliopsida, Cornales, Cornaceae. Bases 1427 to 2797 code for a protein of 456 amino acids.